ACCGUCCACCAUAACAGAACGAAAAACACGGCCAAAAAACGGACAUCUUUUCGGUAUAAAGAGCGAACGUUCUACGAAUUCGAAUCCGUUCCUCUCCCAAUGAAAGGCAUUCGAUCUGUUCAACACCGCCCCUUCGUUCUAACGCCUUGAGGAUUAUACACGAUCUUAUCCUUUGAAAAGCGUACAAAAUUGAUUGCAAACUGUCCUUUUCAUCUAAUCGGUCACUUCGUCAAGCUCCUAGUCUUUUCUUUCUCUUAACCAAGAUGGGAUUCAAAGACCAUAUUCGUGUCGGGAGGCAUCCCUCACCCGAUCUUCUACCUUCACCACCCGUAACGCCUCAUGACUUCAAAGCAAUGCCAGCUGGCACGGAUAAACGUGGUCGUUCGGCUCACAAAGACGAUUCCGCUUUGCACACCCAGUCAUCUGCCAAUGAUCCAGACUUGACAGGCAAGCAACCUAAACGAUCCUCAAGCUUUGGUCGUAGCCUUGGCGGCUUGCAAUCUCUGGCAAAUGGAAUGUCGCGGGCUGGCGAAAGUUUGUCACGUAAAUCAACAAAUGUUGAAGGUGUAAACACACCAAAUACGCAUGCGGCACCGACCAAUGUGAUGGGACCACCAUCUAUGCCUGAUUCGUCCCAUCUGGCGCAAUACUCUCUCAAAUUGAGUGAAUUGGUAAACAAGGCUUUCUUCCCAUGCACGGCCGCUGGUGCAUCUUCCAGUCCAAAUUCGAGCGGAUUAGGCGCAACUUCCUCUCUUGCCGGCGCCGCCAAAAAUGCAGCAGCCAAAACGACUGGCACAUCUGCAUUCUCUGUGCCAGCAUUAACGUCAAUCAUUUAUGAUGGGAAGAGAUUGCCAAGUAAGGCUGUAAUCAACGAGAUUGCAAUGACUGUUGUGGCCGAACUGGAGUACGCUUCCAGUGUUGAUCCUUAUCUCUUACGCGCCGUUUCUCGUCAAUCAUUGAAAGCUUUGACGAUGUUUGCAGAUCGAAUCGAUUCUUUGAUCGUCACCCCGUCCAAAGAUUCAUCCGUUCUCUACAUUCCUUCCACAGCAAAGGAAUCCGUUCAUUUACCAGCCGCAUUAGAGUUCAACUUAGGACUCAUUUCCUUGGAGUGGAUCGUGGAAGAUGCGCUGGAACGUUGCAUUGAAGGACCGCCUGGUUCCAUUGAAGAUGGUUUACCGCAUUUCGUUUCCGAAAUCUUGACGCCGGUACGCAAAAAGAUGGAAACGACAAUCUUGCACGUCGUCCAACCUUUACUGGUCAAUGCCAAAGCAUCUCUCUAUUCAACAAUCAACAAAUCUGUCUUGGCGCCUUUUGCUGGCUUUGGUCAAAAUUUGACUCCAAUCUCUUCUGCGAAUGCAGCUGCAAUGACGCCCGGCUUGAUGUCACCCGGCACGGGACCGACAUCUCCUCCAGUUGCUCCAGCAAAUUCUGCAUGGCUCAAAGAAUUGGAAGGUAAAGUGGAAGCCACGAGAAGACUUUUGAUUCCUCGAUUAGCCGAUCGAUGUGGACAAGAUGGCGAGGGCUGGUUUAUUUCCGUAGCCAUUCAUACCAUUUGGAAGGGAUUGCUGAUUUUAACAAGCAAGAGUUUGCCCGUUCCAUCCGCACUUCUGUCCAAAUUCUCAAAUGGUUUGAUCGCCCAUCCGAUUCAAGCAUUUGCGGCAGAAGUGAAUAAACGUGCACCUAGUCCGGCACAACUGACGUCUGCCUUGAAAUCUGUCAGCGUGGUAGGCAGGGCAAGAAAGGGAGCAGAUACGAUGGGUACACCUUCUGGUACCAGUACUCCAUCUAAUCCGCACUUGGCGAACAACACACCUGGUGCAACGCUCAGUGUAGGAGCAAGAGCCAUUACAGCACACAUCUCUGAUUUGCAAGCAUUCGAGAAGCUGAUGUUGAGACUGGCAGCAGGUUUUGGAGUUCGAAAGGAUGGCAUCAAAAGCGGCUCAUCUCCCAACGAAUACGGAGAUGAUUCAAGUGACUCUGAAAGCGAUGAUGAUGAUGAGGAUGAGUUGGCAAGAGCAGCUUUGGCCGAGGCAUUGCAAGCGAUCAGGAGCACAAUCUUGGUAGCACAAUAUCUUGAUGUACAACCAGAGGCAAUCUUGGAUGCAACAAAACGCACACGCGGUCGCUCAAGUCAAAAUUCAAAUGGUCAAAUUUCAUCCACUUUGCCUUCAGAAGUGGUUCAUGCGGCCAAAGCGAUUCCAUCCUUGUUAUUGCUUCAACUCGUUUAUGCACGCAUGCCUACUCACUUGGGCGUCUUUGCCCUUCAAGCACGCGAAGACGGUCCAGCAGAAGCCAUUGUACCAACCCCUCCAGCUGCUUUCGGAUACUCGUGGACGGAUUAUGAACGAGCCAUUGCCGGUUUUGCAGGCGGACAAACAUGGUCAAAAGCAUUGGGAGAAGCAUGGCGACAAGAUGUUCAAGAAGCACAAGUUGAUAUUCAAGAGCGUAAAGAGGAGAUUGAAAAACAAUUUGCUACCAAAUCACGCCCAAUUCAACUUUCACCUGAAAGUUUGCCGACAGUAGACGGAACUACAGAGGCCACACCCACGCCAGAAAGUGUUUUAAUGCAAAGAUCAAAUGCAAGUCCGGCUAUGAGCGCUGGCGGUGGAAGCAGUAAUGAUUCUUUGCCGGAAAUGAUGACGAAAUCAGCACCGGAUUUGAAAAGCGGGGAAGCAGGUGCUGCGUCAUUGAAACCGGUUCGAUCCCUCAAAGAUUAUUCACCAAAGCUUGGAUCGAAUGCACAAUUGCAAUUUACCCAAAAAGACAGACCAACAUGGUCAUUCAUUCGAUCAGCUUCGAGAAAGGUACGAUCUGUUUCGGGUAGUGAAAAUUCUUCACCUCAAAAAACACCAGAUGCAUCUCCGCCUCAUACACCUGCUCUGAAUGCUACCCGUCCAGUCGGAGAUGUGGCAAGUAUGGAUAUGAACGGUGGAAAAGUUGCAACCCCACAAACUACAUCUUCGCGUAAGUUUUGGCGUACACCAUCAUCGCAAGGAGGUCAAUCAAACGGGGCUGGCACAGGCGGUGGAUUCCAUCUGCCUACGCUCAAUAGUGUCCGUUCUGCUGUCUCAUCUCGUGAUGUUCAUCCUCAAAUCGAUCAAAAUUUCAAUGCUGCAAACACGAUGAGCGAAUCGGAAAGAGCACAAGAAGAAAUUCGAUUGGAAAGCGAAUGUGUUCGUUUGCUCACACGAGCUUUGGAUGCCGUUCAAAUUCCUUCUCGUUCAAAUAGUACUUCUGUAGGUGUAUCUACUGCUGAUGCAAACAAGGAAGUUGCAACAGCAAAUGCUGCCCAUUGACUAGAUCAUGACCACUUUCAUAGCAUCAUAUGCACCAUAUCUUUUCUCUUUUUUAGUAAAUUUUCACGAUGUACAUUAUACUGCAUUUCAUAUCACUUCCGUAUGAAUAUAGACAUGAUUUCAAUUUAUACCGUUUGUCAUUGUCAGAGAGCCAUUCAAGG
Molecule: messenger RNA, 3457 nt
Organism: Meira miltonrushii
Lineage: Eukaryota; Fungi; Basidiomycota; Exobasidiomycetes; Exobasidiales; Brachybasidiaceae
Exons: 1
Coding region: 264-3296 (1010 amino acids)
Source: RefSeq, a predicted model, not a curated record